AUGCCCUUUGGUCUGAAGAAUGCCGGCACUACCUACCAGAGGAUGUUAAUCAGGAUGUUUGAGCCACAGUUAGGGAAAAACAUUGAGAUUUAUAUCGACGAUAUGGUGGUAAAGAGCAAGGCAGAGUCCGAGCAUGUUAAUGGCCUUGUAAAUAUUUUUGAUAUCUUAAGGAGACACAAGCUACGGCUUAAUGCUUCCAAGUGUUCUUUUGGUGUUGGAUCAGGGAAGUUCUUGGGCUACAUGGUCACACACCAUGGAAUUGAAAUCAACCUUGACCAAAUUAAGGCAAUUAACAAUCUGCAACCACCUCAGAAUCCCAAAGAGAAGGUCUACGUUGAUGGUGCAGUAAACCACAGAGGAUUUGGAGUGGGGCUAGUUCUGGUAUCACCAAAAAGGAUUAAUAUUGAAAAAUCCUUAAGAUUAGGCUUCUCGGCCACAAACAAUGAAGUUGAAUAUGAAGCUCUACUGGUAGGGAUGACCAUGGUUCAGAAAUUGGGUGGAAAAACAGUAGAGGUGUUCUCUGAUUCGAGGCUGGUUAUAGGCCAAGUUCAAGGGGAGUUGGGAGCCAGAGAUCCCAGGAUGCAGGAAUACUUGAACCAAGUUAGACAUUUACAGUUUGAGUUCGAGUCUUUUAAUUUGUCACAAGUUCCUAGAAAUAGAAAUACAUAUGCGGACUCUCUUACCACACUAGCAACCUCCUCGGCACAAAAUUUACCUCGAGUAAUCCUCGUGGAGGACUUAUGUAAACCCGCUGAAGUAAGAGCAAAUAUGGCUCAUGUUCAUCAAAUAAGGGUGGGUCCUAGCUGGAUGGACUCUAUUGUACUAUUCCUAAAGGAAGAUGUUUUGCUCGAGAAUAAAUUAAAAGCUAACAAGGUACGAAGAAAGGCUUCUCGGUUCUGGUUGUCCGAGGACCAAAAACUAUAUAAACGCUCCUUUUCUGCAUCGUACCUACUAUGCAUACACCCCGAGGCAACAGAAUUACUCUUUGAGGAGUUACAAGAGGGGAUUUGUGGAAGCCACACUAAGGGCAAAUCGUUGUCGCAUAAAGCCAUCACUCAAGGCCCUUUCCCCAAGGCAACAGGAAAUAAGAGAUACUUGCUGGUCGGCACAGAUUACUUCACAAAAUGGGCUGAAGCUGAGCCCUUGACAAAUAUCAGGGACAUGGAUGCCAAGAAAUUUGUUUGGAAAAACAUUGUCACACGGUUCGGGGUCUCUCGAAAUGGACAAGCUGAGGCUGUUAAUAAGGUCAUAGUGAGUGGACUUAAGAAGAGGUUGGAUAACGCGAAGGAGAAAUGGGUGGAAGAGCUACCACACGUUCUUUGGACUUACUGGACCACACCUCGUAGGUCUAUUGAGGAGACGCCUUUCUCAAUGACUUAUGGGGCCGAGGCUGUCAUUCCUUUGGAAACUAGAUUCCCCACACUAAGAACAAGUUCUUUCACUCCGAGCGACAACGAUGGGCUAUUGGAGAAGAACUUAGACUUAAUUGAAGAACGAAAAGAAAAUGUAAUGGUUCAAUUGGCAUAUUACUAA
Quercus robur (English oak) is the source of this 1533-nucleotide messenger RNA. RefSeq lists its product as uncharacterized. The record is from RefSeq and is a predicted model, not a curated record. Lineage: Eukaryota; Viridiplantae; Streptophyta; Magnoliopsida; Fagales; Fagaceae. Gene Ontology annotation, molecular function: RNA-DNA hybrid ribonuclease activity; nucleic acid binding. The transcript has 4 exons. Bases 1 to 1533 code for a protein of 510 amino acids.